AUGAAUAUGGCACUACCACCACACUGGUCCGCGCGAGCCCAGGUUUCGUUACACCUGAUACAGACUAACUUGUUCGUUGGUUCAUAUUUAUCACAACAGAGAUUUUUUCGGAUACAGAUUUUUCGGAUUCGAUUCCCGAUUUUUUCCGGCUCUUCUGGAAACCACGUUAACCUGCUUUCUUAUUUGAAAACGAGCAGCCAAGAUGUUGGGCGUGUUUACUGUGCUGGUCAUAUCCAUGUGUUACCCGGUUGACUCCGUGUUUCAGCAACUUUCCUGCACCAUAUUGCAGAGCUGCGAAUGUGACUUCAAGCCCAAUGUCAGUGGCUUUGAAUGGGACCUCUACAAGUACGUCUUCGGCCAACAUCUGGUUCAGGACAUCCUGUCAGAGGAGGUGGUGAAGUUCCUACAGAAUGAGAGCCCCGACCGACCCCUGGUGUUGUCCUUCCACGGAUCCUCCGGUACGGGAAAGACGCUGGUCAGCUCCAUGCUGGAAAAACACCUGUACGGUUCCGCUAUGAGCAGUCCGUAUGUGCAUCAGUUCAUCCCAACGCUGCACUUCCCUUCACCCCAGGAGGUAAAGUGGUACAGGACGGAGUUGAAGAGCUGGGUACAGGGAAACUUGACGGACUGCCCUCACUCCAUCUUCAUUUUUGAUGAGAUGGAGAAGAUGCCUGCUGGCCUCGUCGAUGUGCUAGAGCCCUUAUUGGGUCCUUCCCACGUCGAGUUUCGCAAGGCCAUUUAUAUUUUCAUCAGCACCACAGGAGAGGAGGUGAUAAACAAAGUGGCUCUGGAGAACCGACAGGCUGGACGAGAGAGAGAAGAUAUUAAGUCGGCCGACCUACAGGAAGCCAUCGCACUGGCUGUUUACAACAGCAGCACAAGCGGGUUUUUCCGGUCCAGUAUCAUCCAGAAGAAACUCAUCACUCGCUUCGUUCCCUUCCUGCCACUGAGCCGGUGCCAUGUUGAGCGCUGUGUUCACUCACAGCUCUGUCAGAGGGGCAACUGCAACCGCAGUGACGUGGUGGAGGCAGCAGGGGGCGACAUGACCUACACUCCUGAACAGGGACAGUACUUCUCCAAAACUGGCUGCAAGACCGUCCCAGCCAAAAUCAGCAAAUUCCUGUGACCUGACGGGGGAACGGUGGUUGAUUUUGUCACUUUCAGCACCACAAACGGAGACAAAAUGGAAUAAAUAAAUACAUCAUUAAUUAAUGGAAUACAUGUCAUUCAUUCAUUAACAUUGUAAUUCAUGUAAUAAAAUUGGA
This is a messenger RNA of Mugil cephalus (flathead mullet), 1265 nucleotides long. RefSeq names its product torsin-2A-like. The record is from RefSeq and is a predicted model, not a curated record. Bases 203 to 1126 code for a protein of 307 amino acids. Lineage: Eukaryota; Metazoa; Chordata; Actinopteri; Mugiliformes; Mugilidae. Gene Ontology annotation, molecular function: ATP binding; ATP hydrolysis activity. The transcript has a single exon. Gene Ontology annotation, cellular component: endoplasmic reticulum lumen; nuclear envelope.